Molecule: messenger RNA, 8438 nt
Organism: Anopheles funestus (African malaria mosquito)
Lineage: Eukaryota; Metazoa; Arthropoda; Insecta; Diptera; Culicidae
Gene: vn
Product: protein vein
Exons: 6
Coding region: 2036-3826 (596 amino acids)
Biological process (GO): nervous system development; intracellular signal transduction; animal organ development
Molecular function (GO): signaling receptor binding
Source: RefSeq, a predicted model, not a curated record
CUGGUACCGAACCGCGGACAGUUUUCUGCGAAUUCGAGUUUUUCCGAUUCAGUUUCAUUUGGUUCGCCGAGCUGCACGCAAGUUCCGAGAACGAAUGCUAACCCGUAACCGUCCUUCUCCUCUUCCUCCCAAAAACCUUCGGUGAAAAGAAAGAGAGCAAACAAAAAAAGGAAAUAAUAAGGCCAACUUCGCGCAGGCCUUAAAGCCCCACAGUUUUGCCAAUAAAGUGGAAGAUUGUAUUUUAUUGUAAAAAAACAACAACAAAUAUUAACGCUUGUAAGAAAGAGUUUAAAAUUGUCAUUGAAAAGUAUGUGAGUGAAAAUUAGAAGCAGUGGUAAAGAUUCCUCUUUGGUUUUCGCCUAUUUGGUUCCGCGAGUUCAAAACAGAUGAAUCGUUCGAAAUUCACAACCUGAUCCUAGAAAAGAAAAAAGGUGCGUGUCUGAUUUCUCAGGUGAAAAUUCCAUCAAAAAUAAAGUUAAAGUUUUUCCAAAGUGCAAUGUGUAGUGAUCGUACCAUGUUGUGCGUGGGCAGUGACGGUGAAUGAAAAAAAAUAAAUAAAUUGAAAAUGAAAGGUGAUUUAUGACACACAUUAAGUAGCGAGAGGAAAAUAAGUUGCCGAAAAACGAUUUACUGUACACCGUUGCGAUCGUGCAUGCGUGAACCGGUCGAUCGAACAGUCAGCGAUCACUGCUGGGACAAUCUUCAAAAAUCACACUACGGAGCGCGUUUUUAGUUUCAUUUGUUUCACGAUCGUGCUCUAGUUCGUUAUGCAGGCGGUAAAGAUUUCACGACUAGUGGAUCUUCGAACGAGCUUGGUGAUUAUAUACAAAUAAUCCCAAUCCAUCCCACACAAGAUACUUUCUCCUAGAAUCGCACCCCCUAGUAAAACAACGUGUUUCAACGUGUCUUUCUGUGUUUUGUGUAGAAAAGAAAUACAAAAAAGAAAAAUUAAAAUAACUCAAAUCGUAGUAAAAAUUUAAACCAAAAGUGUGAAACAGUGUUUCGUGCAUCUAAAGUUGCAGCGUUGAAAAAGUUUAACGACGACAUUAGUGAAAAAUUUUACCGUAGUGAAACAGUUCUGUCGGUGGUGAAGAUCCGUUCCACGCUUAAUAAUGCCGAUCCAUAGCAGAAUGAAAGAUCGAGCAAUUGUGCCAAUGUCAAAUCGACCUGUCAUAGAUAGUGCCACGAUCGAGCAGCAUCGUGCGUGCUGAGCAAAAAAAAAAAAUAAAGUGCGUGUGUGUAUACAACUCGUCCUUCCGCGGGUCAGUGUAGGUGUGUGUGUGUGCGUGUGUAAAAGUGUAUUUGUUUUGUCUUCGUUCGGAAAAUUCACUUUUACAACCGUGAACGUGCAUGUGGUGCUUUUGAUUUGCGGCAUUCAGGUUUUCCGUACCAGUUCCUUCUGGGUGUGUUUUCUAAACCGUUGCCGAUACGAGAAGUGCCGAAGAAUUAGUGUGCGUGUGAAACGAGAGCAGCAAAAAAACCAUGAAGAAAUCAACUGACAUGUGUCAUUACCGAUCAGCGAAGAAGUUUAAAUUAUUGCCCAAAAUCCGUGCCAGUCCAAGAUAUCGGGAGGCACCCUAGAAACCGUUGGUACGUAAUCGAUGCGAGUGCAUUAGAAGAUUCGUAGUGUACGUUUUCCAAUUGCGUCCUUGUGCGUGCAGACGAUGUAGACAGCUGUGGGACACCAGGCACUCCAUGCGGAAAGGUUCAACUAGAGCAAUCACUACGUCCGAAAAGGCGCAGCUUCUUCUUCGGGGUUGGUUUUCAGCCGCCAGGCAACAGUAUUCAUUGGCAGAGUGUUUUCUAGGUGUACCAAGUGGAUAAUCGCGACAUAUAGCCGGAAACUUUCCCCCAAUAAAGGAUACGUUAGAUAUAUAAGGAAUCUUCAAAAACAAAAAUAUCUCCAUCAAAACGAUCGUGGAUCGGUUCUCUGUUCUAGCUUGCAGGGAGAUCCCCAAAAAGCACGAGGAUCCCAGCAGGUUUAUUUGCUAAAAACACAAAACAAAAUACAUACCAGUCACACUGACGAGACGCCAUGUACUUACGCAAAUGGAGUCCAGUAAAAUGUUUGAUGUACCUAUGGCUUGCAAUUCUGGUUUGGAUGUUCUCGCGGUGUGAUAGUGCUGCCACGAUGCACCUGGCACCGGCACCGUACCAUAGCAGCGGCUACCAGGGCACAACCGGUGGCCACUCCAGUAGCAUUAGCAGUAGCAGCAGUAGCAGUAGUGGUAGAUAUGUUAGUGAUAGCAGUAGAACAACGCCUAGCAUUAGUAGUCGCACACCCGCGGACGGUGCGCACCAGGUGGAAAGUUUGGCCGGCGGUGCAAUACCACCACGGUUAUACGAUGCCACCCGUACACUAACACACCCACUACCGCUACUGCCCCUGCCGAGUCACACUACCAGCAGCGGGAGUCAGCUUCCCUGGGUGCAGCCGGGGCGCACCAAUUCAAAGGUGUCUGCAGUGCAGAUGCCGCGACGCAACAGUGCCAACACCAAAUUGAGCCACAACGAGCCACAGCCAGGCCGGCACUUACCAAACCAAUUGUACCAAAUGCUCGCACCAGGCCGUACGGCUGUCGCUGCGAAUACCGGUGCGGCUGCUCCGUCCAUUGGGGUGUCAUCCACUGACAGCAGUAGUAUUAACGGUAGCCCGGAGGCUACCGUAGCGGAACGAUCGUUGCAACAGCAAUGGGCCGCACAGAUGCGUCUGAAAGGCGAACGACGCCGAAUACACCGGAGACGCUGGCGAACGGUAAGCGGUGCAAAUCCGCUCGGCAAUCGCAACCGGCGAGAUUCCACACUGCCAACCGGUGGCUACGGGGUACGAUCGGUGACGACCGGCACCCAACAGCAUUCGGCAAGACCGCAGCGAAGGAAUGGUACCGGUGGCAACGGUUCACGCCGGUACUGUUCCGCACGUGAUCCGGCGACACUCGCAUUUGAGGCGCCGAUCGUAUGUGAAGCGAAGGUAAAAUCGAUGAGCGAUCGGCGGCCCACCUUUGCCGCUACGUUCGAAAUAUUGACGGUACACAAGCAGCCGCCAAAGGGACGGCUACAGCGCAGCCGUACCGUCCGGUUGCCGUUCAACCUGACCACCACGAACGAGUGUGACAUCUUUCGGGGGAAGUUCCGCGAGCGGGGCUACGUGCGGGAGGAGCUCGAGCUGGGCAAGGUGUACUUCCUGUUUCUGAAGGCAAACAACAUGGGCUACACCAACUUCACCAUCCUCGGUCAGCCGAUUCGCAAAAUCAAGCGUUCGGAGGUUGGAGUUUUGCAGGGCGUCAAUCCUAACUAUGGUACCCGACCGGUGAUCCAUUUCAUCACACCGAACGUGACACGGCUCGAGGGUAAACGGGUACGGUUAGUGUGCAAAGUCAGCGGACAGCCACCGCCGAAGGUGGCCUGGUUCAAAGAUAAGCGGCUGAUCAACCGGAACGCCACCAAGUACUCCCAACUGCAUCUCAAGAAGCGGUCCGAGCUGAACAUCUUUAACGCGAGCACGACGGAUACUGGAGAGUACGAGUGUCGGGCUAAAAAUAGAUAUAACAAUUCGUCCGUCUUCAACUCGACGCACGUUAAAAUUACCUUGCCAAAACCGACCAUUCCCGGGGUUCAUAUGCGGCCCUGCGCCGAAAGCCAUCGGUUAGACUUCUGCCAUAAUGGCGGCGCUUGCUACAGCAUUGACAGCCUCGGGGAGCUAUAUUGCAGCUGUGAGACGGGAUUUUCCGGCCAUCGGUGCGAAAAUAAGGACAGCAACCCGCCGGCUUCGACGAACAAGCAGCAGGACUGUACAUCACAGCGAUACGCAGGUUAUUAUUGCUAAAUAAGGCUUUAUAACAUCAACCCAACCCGUUAAACCGAACGAACAGAAACCGAUUAGCUACUGCCGAUGCAGAGCGCACAUGCGUAGUGUGACGCUAGGGAAUGACCAGAAAUGCAAAAUGGUCAGUAAAUGAACAAAAAAGAAAAACGAAAGGAAAAACAAAAAAAAAACAGAGUCAAAUCGCCAAACUUUCCCCCCGUAAACGACAAUUUGAAUCCGACCUGGAUGGGGAUCGAUUGAUGUUUGCACGGUGGGUUAUGAUAGGAAGGAAUAGUUUCGAUCGACGGUCCUUUCUUGCGCGUGACAAUUCCAGCCCAAAAACCCUGCAUCGGUACAUCUGCACACAUAUCGUUCGAUACCCGAUUUCCUCUCGUUGUGGCAAUUAGUCAGCGAAAAACCAAAAAUUAACACUAGUAGAACUUCGUCUAGAUGUAGGGACCGGAACGGUACAUCAAAGUAAUACCCGUUUGCCGGUACCGGGGAACAACCUGUUGGAAUUAGCUACCUGCUUUUACCUUUUGUUUCAAGCUUCUUCACGUCACACGUAAUGGUUGUUAUGUAAAUAUAUACCAAAAUGUACAGAAAGCGAAAUGUGGACCUACGUGCGCAACAAAUUUUUCUUUUAACAACCAUCCAAAUCGACUCUAAUAGCAAAAUAGGUACAGAUAAAUGGAAAGAUAGCACGGUACGGAAAACAUUAAGCAGAAACAACAACAACAACAGUUAAAAAAGAAGAUAAAAAGGAAAAAAAACGGCAAAGAGAAGGAAAACAUGUGCACUAUGAGAAGAGAAAAACAGAACAGUUGAUAGUACAAAUUUGUGUAUAAUGUAUAAAGUGAAACUUAUUUAUUUGUUUUAUGUUUACAUAAGAAAGUGCCCUGAAAAGGAUGAGGGGAAAAAACCGGAACCGGACAGAGAGAAGAAGAAGAGAAAAAACUUGAUAGCAAUAAUAUUUGAAAGAAAAGAAAUGAAAAGAAAAAAAAACAAAAUACAAGCAGAAAUUAAGUUUAAUGAAAAACAAUGGAAAACAAAACAAAAAAUAAACACACUCCUACUUUUUUUGCAGGCAGAAUAAAAGCAAACAUAUUAAGAAAACGAACGAAACUAUCCCUAUUUCAAUGCAUAACAUGAAGGAAAUGUUCCAACCAGUACAGUUAACACUGAUUUUAUCAAAUAUAACAUUCCAGUUCUUGUUGGAUAACGCGAGCUAGAAGAAAAUCAUAAAUAUGCAGAAGAGAAAAGAAAAAAAAACAACAGUUUUGUUUUUGUAAGAGUAGCGUACAAGAGUAAUACAAUAUCGAACGAACAAAACAAAAACAAAAACGCACAGAAAAUGCAGUUUCUAAUAUUAUCAUUAGUUUGGUUUUGUUUCGAAAUUUAACUUAUGGAAGAUUGGGUACAAUAAUUUUCAUCAUGUGUUCACAUUUUUUUGUGUUCUUUUUUGUUUUGGUUUGUUUGUUAGAUAUUUACUUUACCUAACGAUUAAAUCCAUAACAAGCAAUAAAUUAAUCACGAAACAAUUUCCGUCACCUUUCCAAAGAAACAUUUAACAACAGUAAAAUAUUUGCAAAAACUAGAAGCAGCGUGAAUUUCUUUCCCGACAAAAAUUUAUCCGGAUUGUGGAUAAAAUUUAAUCGUCAAACAAAUCCAACAACUGUAACUGACAAAAGAUCGGUUUUGGGAAAGUUAAUCUAUUCACACACACACACACACACACUGCUCCGGAUUAACAUGCACCUUGUGGGGGUGUGUGUGUGGUGUAGUGUUAUUCAUUUUCUAAUCAUUUAUUCUCCCUAUCAACGGUUUUUUAAGGAUUUCGGAGGAUUCACGUCUUACUACGUCAUCUUACUACUAAUUUGUACUGUCUUUUACAUUAGCACACCAAUCUCACCAAUGGGUGUGAUAGAAGCAAUAAAUGCGCUUCAAGAUGCGCCAUCCCUUCUGCUUAUGGGACCCCACCCCAUCCCACUCUUCCCCCCCUUAAGGUGUUGGUUUUUUUGUGCUUUUCUUAGUUACAUUUCAACCCCUUUCUGUAGCAGCCUUCCAUCAGCCUUCGUAUAUGAAACGUCAAAGUUCAGCCCCCCGCAAGAAAAGUUUUGCAAAGGAAACAGCGCACAAAAAGAAAGGAAAAGACCAUGACAACAAUCGUUUGAAGUUAACGAUGUUACCAAAAACAGAGUUGUUGUACGGAGAAAAAUGUGUAAUGUGGAAAAAUAAACAACAAAACAUUAAAAGCAACUCAACUAUAGUGCAAAAUGAACGUUAGCCAUUUGCUGGGCGGAUGUAUGACGGGAUUAUCUGGACAUCUUUUAAAAACACUAGAACUUUAUUCUUUCGUACUGUAAAUAAAACGAACAUCAAUAGCAAAAGAAAAAAAAUAUUGAUUGGUUUCAAAUUUACACACACAAAACGCAUGAGUAUUAUAAAAAAAAACAAAAAAAAAUCUAAAACAGUUGCCAAUAUGACGGCCACGCAAAAACUAGAUUUUGAAAGGUAACUGCUAGUCCCGCGUAAUUUCUGGUACUUGUAUUAUAUACAAUAAAAGCUUUCGAUUCGCAACAAAAACUUAGGAGAAAAAUGAUUUUAAAUUUAAAAAAUAUUAACUUUAAUAAGUGUUAGAGCAAAAUAGCGAGAAAGUGAGUAAGAGAGGAAGAGAGUGAGUGUAAGAGAGAGAAAACGGGAAGCUGAAUACUGUCGAGUGUAAAUAGAUUUAAAUGAUCGCAGUAGCAAAAACACGGCCAUUACCGAAGUAUGAGUAACGCGUGGCAACAAAUAAAACAAGGUAGUUCUGGUAAAAACAAAAAACAACAAUUAAAAGCUUCAAUGUUUCUUGUCCACUUUUGCGUAACGCGCGUAAACACACUCGCUAUCGAACAGACGAUCAGUAGUUUUGGGCGGUUUCAACUUUUUGCUGGCUAUUACUAUCACUUGAGCUUGAGCAAUGGGAAGCAAACAGCGCUGAUCCAAUUCACUACUAAUGGUCGGCAAAAGGAUGCUCACAGUCGAGCAGCCGGCACAGACUGUUGCAACAAUAUGCACACAGCUCUUCGGACGCUCCAAGAUGGGUCCAACUUCUUGAAUGUAAACCGAUUGCCGGUAUCAUCCCCGCACGGCCACCGAAGGUGAGCAACAAUGACGUUUUGUACAACCACUUCCAAGCUGUCGCCAUUUCACACUGUUUUUUUUCCUUCCUCCCCCAAAAAAACACUUUUCACUACUCGUCCACCCGUAAAUCUUUAACAAAAACAGUAUCAACUCAUUGUGUAAAUAUGCUACCCUUUUUGUGCUUUCUGUGUGUUCUGUUGUAAAUAACCAAUUGAUUCUUUUAAUCAAACUCUGUACUUCCCAAUAACGAACUUAGCCACUAAGCAAGGAAAAAGCAAAAAAUAACCUUUCUUACAAGUAUGCAAUUCUAAAACCUAUUCUUAAUUAAUGAUAGAAACAAUUAAUAAAUAGAAAUUGGUAGAAAAACAUGAUAACAAACAACAAACUUUGACAAAUAUCCUUCGCACGGUAAUAUGUAAUAGCGAAAGCAAACGUAUAAUUUAUAUAGCAGAGAGGUAGAGAGGAAGAGAAAAACUUAUAAUUAGAACAAGAAUUAAAAAACAACUGAUAUACGAAAAACAUGUAACAAAUGAACAAAAAUAUCAAAUGAAUAACAAAAAAAUAGAGAAAAGAGAAAAAAACACAAGAUAAACGGAAAACUUAGCAAUCGAAGAGCAUUGAAUAAAUCAAAUGAAAAAAAGAAUGUUAAAAACUUAAAAAAAUGCAUCCACAUCAACAAAACAAUGACGAAAUGACAGAUUACACCGUCACCAUCGUGUAACCAACUUAACCAACUGCAAAGCCAAUAAGAUGUAGGCCAAUGAUAUCGUUACCCGAAGCAUGUACCAUGAUAAACGUUACAGUUUAAGGUUUUUCCCUCCCCAUCUCCAAACUAACAUCGGCUUCUCGUUUAGCAAAAAAAAAAACAUCAUAAAACUAACUCAACUCUAAAAGCACUCUUCUAACAUGGCGAACAUAAUUUGUGUCCUUUACUUACUCUGCUUGAAAACGAUUCAACUAUCAACUACUAAUUUUUGUAUUUUAUCCCAUCAUUCACAGGACGCCUGUACACGGAAUGUAUGGACUUUUUCGUGAUGGAUUCACCUGCACCGCCCAUGUACGAGUACGAUGAUGAUGAAAAUUGAUUUCUUGUGAUAUGGCACCCGAAAAUGAGGACUGGAGCUAGGGCGGCAGUUACACACUUCAUUCCUUACAAAUCAAUACGCAUACUACACACAUACUUACGUACGCAACACAAAUUUUUCAGCAAACUAUUCAUGCCAUGUACUGCUGCAGACAGCUGCAGACUUCUAAAGCAGCUAGUGAGCAAAUCGUAAACUAUUAUCUCUGUGCUUUCGGUGUCAAAAUGAUAAUGGGACUAAAUAAGGGAUACUGUUAGAACCGUAAGCCUAUAUGCUGUAAGCGAUGCAUCAAGUUAAGUUUUAAUUGCAGUUUCAUGUAGGACGCGCACGGUAAGAUUAGCAAAACACAACACAUUUAAAAUACCAAAGAUUGUAUAUAACUAAAGACAGCGCGUUAAAUAAACGUUCGCGUACGAGAAACAUUA